AUCAUAUCCCAUCUGGCUAAUAACUCAGCCUAGCCCAGUUCGAGAAUUGGGCGGGUCGAAUAGAUAGCGAGAUCAAUACACUCUCUAUAGCCAUGAUAGGCAAGCCUCUGAUUUCUUCUUCUUGUUCUCCUUGUUUUCUUGUUACCAAAAUCGAUGAAUAGAGGUACUGGUACCCUGUAAACCUCCUAGGAAGCAUAGGGCCCAUAGUUAACACAGUAGACUGCGUCCCCUUGUGUUAAACCCAAGCACGCUCCAUAGGCCGAACAGAGAAGAACCAUUCCUGGAGCCCCUUUUUUUUUUUUCCCUGCAACGAUAGCUAGGCCUCCUAGACAUACAGUAUGAUACAAGUGCUAGACUUUUCAAAUGGUUGAUUACUGUCCCUGCACCCUCUAUUUUCUAAUGACAAGUGUUUUAUUUGGAAUAUUGGUGGAUCUCAAAGCUGCUGGAAAGUCUUUUAAUUGGAUUAUAUUGUCUAAAUGGUCUUAAUUUCAACUAACAAGAAAAAUCCUUCAACGCAUAGGAAUUCGAUUUCCAAAAGAUAACACCAUCUUCUUGAAGUUUUAAAUUUCUAUGAUUCUGGAAUUUAUCUUGUUUCGACUUCGAAAACAAUUGCAAUCUUUCUUCUCUUCUUUGCAGCAGCCGAUCAAAGAAAAAAAAAAAAACCAAUGGUCAAAAAAAGAAACUUGAAAGAGUUUCACUGUAACUCAGCUGAUGGAAGUGUUUAUUUUUUCUAAAAAUUUCAAGCUCGAAUCUCUCAUUUGUAAACAAAAUAAAAAUAAUAAUCAAAACGAUAUGAAAAUUGACUAGUAACUCUCAUAACUGUACAAUUGACUAGCUAACAGUACUGAACACGAAUUUUAUAUUCAUUACUUCCUUGAAAAAUUCAAUUUGAACCGAUCUCUGGAGACCAAGUAACUGGACGACUUUUCAACUACAUGCUACUGAAAAUCUACUUUCCACCAGUGUUUAUUCUUUAAUUAUACUAGCUGGUUUGACCCGGUGAGUCACCAAGAAGGUACAAAGAAACAUCUUUAAUUAUACUAGCUGGUUUGACCCGGUGAGUCACCAAGAAGGUACAAAGAAACAUCUCAAUUCUUGCUUUACAGGGAUAUAUGAACUUAUUUAGGAGCGAUUUGGAAUCAAAACUUUCAAAAAGAAAAGAAAAAAAAAGGGGGGAAAUGGUUUGGAAAUUGGUGUUUCAAUUGAUGUUGAUGAUGCUAAUGUUUCAAAUAGCAGCAACAGCAGCACCGAUCGCAAGGUCCGGUUGUCCAGAUCGUUGUGGAGACAUCAGCAUUCCAUACCCCUUCGGAAUACGAAAAGAUUGCUACAUGAACGAAUGGUUUGCCACAGAAUGCAAUGCAACUGCCAACCCUGCUAGAGCUUUUAUAAGUCGAAUCAACAUGGAGGUGCUGAAUAUUUCAGCUGAAAGAGCCACUGUUACUGUCAAAAGUCCAAUAAUAUCCUCGAAUUGUACUGGCAGGGAAGAUGGUGUGCCUCUGAAUUUGACUGGAACUCCUUUUGUCUUCUCCAGAAACGAUAAUGUAUUCAUCGCAGUAGGUUGUAAUACUCAAGCUUUAAUGACCGGAAUCACGCCAGAACUCAUCGGUUGUGUGUCUACCUGCAGUGACGUAAAGAGUAAAAAUUUCUGUCAGGCUUCACCCCCAUCAUUCCUUCAGGUUUUCAAUCCAAAAUUAGAAGCUACAGAUGAUAAUCAAGAUAGAGAAGGAUGCAAGCUGGCCUUCCUGGUGAACCAGACAUGGUUCGAAUCGAAUAUCAGCGAUCCAUUCACAUUGCAAUAUAGAGAUUAUGUUCCAGCAGAGCUUGGUUGGACAAUGAGUUGGAAUGAUGAUGAUCCCGUGUAUUGCAGAGGAUAUUACAAUCGAUCUUUUGGAUCCGAAUGUGAGUGUGAUGGGGGCUAUGAGGGCAUCCCUUACCUUGGAUGCAUAGAUGUCGAUGAAUGUAAAGAAUCGAAGCAUUCGUGCCGAGGGUUACUUAAAUGUGUAAAUACACGGGGGUAUUUCAAUUGCGAGAUCAAUAAACUUUAUAUAGCCUUGAUAGUUAUAGGCGCAGUUGUCUUAGCAUUGUCAUUGCUCAUGGGCAUUUGGUGGUUAUAUAAACUUGUAAAGAAAUGGAAAAAGAUUGAGCUCAAAAAGAAAUUCUUCAAACGAAAUGGUGGGCUAUUGUUACAGCAGGAAUUACUUGCUGCUGAAGGUUGGGUUCAAAAAACAAAAAUAUACAGUUCAAAGGAGUUGGAAGUAGCCACUGAUCGUUUUAAUGUGAAUAGAAUACUCGGUCAAGGUGGUCAAGGCACAGUUUAUAAAGGGAUGUUAGCAGAUGGAAGGAUUGUUGCUGUUAAGAAGUCCAUGGUCGUUGAUGAAGGAAAGCUUGAAGAAUUUAUCAAUGAGGUCGUCGUUCUUUCACAAAUUAACCAUAGGAAUGUGGUUAAGUUGCUCGGUUGUUGCUUGGAGACUGAAGUUCCGUUGCUAGUCUAUGAGUUCAUUCCCAAUGGAAAUCUUUACAAGUAUAUCCAUGAUCAAAACGAAGAUUUCUUGUUAUCUUGGGAGAUGCGAUUACGGAUUGCCAUUGAAGUUGCUGGAGCACUUUCCUAUCUACACUCGGCGACAUCCAUUCCGAUUUAUCACCGCGACAUCAAGUCUACAAACAUACUGCUAGAUGAGAAAUAUAGAGCAAAAGUAUCUGAUUUUGGAUCUUCAAGAUCUAUAUCCAUCGAUCAAACUCACUUGACCACUCUUGUGCAAGGUACUUUUGGCUACUUAGAUCCCGAGUACUUCCAGUCUAGUCAAUUUACAGAAAAAAGUGAUGUUUAUAGCUUUGGAGUGGUUCUGGUUGAGCUCAUAAGUGGACAAAAACCAAUAUUUUCUGUAAGUCAGACAGAGACUAGAAGUUUAGCCACGCAUUUUAUUAUGUUGAUGGAAGAUAAUAGACUGUUUGAUGUUCUUGAUGCUAGAGUUAAGGAGGGCUGUCAGAAUGAAGAAGUUAUCUCUGUUGCUAAUCUUGCGAAAAGAUGCUUGAAUUUGAAUGGGAAAAAUCGACCUACAAUGCGAGAAGUCACAUCAGAGUUGGAGAGGAUAAUUGGAUUGUCUCAAAAAGAGCUAAAUAUUCAAGAGAACUGUAAAAUAUCAGAAAACACCAUGGAUGAUGCAAGCAAUGAUUGGGAUGCAGUUUCGACAUCAAUCACCGGUGAUUUUGAUACUGGCAGGACUCCAUCAUCCGAUGGUGAACCACAGAUAAAUAUUACAACGUGCUGAUUUUACAAGACAUAUCAAUCGCUGAAAACAUAUACGCGUCUCUGUUUUUCUUUUCCCUUGUUCCUAUUUUGAUGUGAAUUUAUAGACACACACACAUAGAUUACUCGCUUUCUUUAUGUUUUCUAACCCCAUGUAACCUUUCUUAGCAGCCCUCAUCUUCUUAAUGAGGAUGCUUUAUUUAUAAUAUUCUCGAGUACUAUUAAAAAAAGAAAAAUAUACAAAAAAAACAUGCAAAUUGCUUUA
This is a messenger RNA of Populus nigra (black poplar), 3512 nucleotides long. Its product is annotated as wall-associated receptor kinase-like 22. Bases 1113 to 3269 code for a protein of 718 amino acids. Gene Ontology annotation, biological process: protein phosphorylation; cell surface receptor signaling pathway. Gene Ontology annotation, cellular component: plasma membrane. The record is from RefSeq and is a predicted model, not a curated record. NCBI's taxonomy places the organism in Eukaryota, Viridiplantae, Streptophyta, Magnoliopsida, Malpighiales, Salicaceae. Gene Ontology annotation, molecular function: protein serine/threonine kinase activity; calcium ion binding; polysaccharide binding. The transcript has 3 exons.